GCCCUGGGAGAGCGGUGCCAGACGGCUGUUGUCACCAGGCACCUGAUGAGAAGGAAAAGGAGGCUUGAGACGCCCAACCCAAGGUCAGACGACAUCCAGGUCACAGCAGCACCGGCUGACGCUCCUCGUUGAUGCCCAGACCCUGAGCUGCCACGUCCCACUGGCUCCAGUGCCCAGAAUGGCCUGCGCUGAGGUCCCCCAGCAGCCAGCCCCACAGCAGUCCCAGCCUAUCUCCGCAGAAGCCACCACCGCCGACACCGCGGACCCUGCUGGGGGUCAUUGUGGCUCCUGGGACAGCGACCUGGAGUGCCUUGUGUGCCGGGAGCCCUACAGCUAUGCCCGGCCACCCAAGCUACUGGGCUGCCAGCACUCCUUCUGUGUUGUCUGCCUGAAGCUCCUGCUGUGCGUGCAGGACGACACCUGGUCCAUCACGUGCCCUCUCUGCCGCAAGGCCACCACUGUCCCCGGGGGCCUCAUCUGCAGCCUGCGUGACCAGGAGGCCGUGGUGGGGCGGCUGGUCCGGCCGUGCCCGGAGGUGCAGCUCUGUCCUCAGGGGCUGGUGGAUCCUGCCACCUUGGCAGCAGAGUACCCCAGCUUGGCGGGAGAGGAUGGACAGGACAUGGCAAAUGCCAACCAUGCGGCAGCCCGGCGCCUGGCGGUACAGCUGCUCCUACUGGUCUUGCUCAUCAUCCUCAUCCUGCCCUUCAUCUACCCCGGCAUCAUCAAGUGGAUGCUCAUCUUCAUCAUCGUCCUGGCCCUGCUGAUGUUCACCCUCUUCUGCUGUCACCCCCGCAGCCAGGACAGCUCCUGGCCCUCCCCCAGGACUCUCUUCUGCAGAGGGCAGAAACAUAGUGAGAUCUCCUCCAUUGCCUGAGUGCACUCUGACCACGCAGUACCCACAGCACCUUGGCCUCUGCGGCCCCUUUACUCUCACAGUGAACAGGGUAAGGGACUACGAACUAAGACUGGCUCCCUCGGGAGAUGAAAUGCCAGCUGGACUUGCAAGCCAAAGCCAGGAUGGCUGGGUUGGGUUAAGAACUAUGUGCUUGCACAAUAGGCUUAUGCCUGCCCAGGGUAUAGCACAACUAAACUGUUUGGGGUGGGGGAGGCACAAAUGACUUGAAGGCUACAAGAGGGGCCUCCUGUCCCUCUUAUUCCAUUGCUCCUGGCUUUCCUUUAUACACCCUGAUGAAAGUAUUGCAAUGUUGAUGUUUUUGCAGAAAAAAUAGAACCAGAGCUCCUUUUUUUACAAUCUAUGU
This is a messenger RNA of Ceratotherium simum simum (southern white rhinoceros), 1259 nucleotides long. RefSeq names its product ring finger protein 186 (gene RNF186). Gene Ontology annotation, cellular component: endoplasmic reticulum membrane. Gene Ontology annotation, molecular function: ubiquitin protein ligase activity. Gene Ontology annotation, biological process: proteasome-mediated ubiquitin-dependent protein catabolic process; protein autoubiquitination; protein K29-linked ubiquitination. Lineage: Eukaryota; Metazoa; Chordata; Mammalia; Perissodactyla; Rhinocerotidae. The record is from RefSeq and is a predicted model, not a curated record.